CUCCUAAGGGUGUGUCGCCAGCUGCUAUCCCUCAAACACAAUCGCCGCUAGCUAACGUCAGUAGCAAAUCUCGCCUGUCGAAUCCCGUAAAAGCACGCAACGCCCGCCGCAGUUUGCCUCGACGAAUGUGCACGCACUGGGAUGUCUGCAGCCGACUGGUACGCUCACAAAUCGCUCGGAGACGGACUCUUCUGGAUCCAGGAGCGGUUCUACCAGUCGGAGAACCGGGCCAACAUCUGGCUGCUGCGCGGCUCCCACCAGGACGUGGUGAUAGACACCGGUCUGGGUUUGAGGAGCUUACCUGACUACAUCGACGGCAAGGGGCUGCUCGGCAAAGACCCGCAGAGGAAGAACCCGCUGCUGGCCGUCGCCACCCACGCCCACUUUGACCACUCGGGUGGUCUUCAUCAGUUCCAACAAGUGGGCGUCCACAGCGCCGAGGUCGAUGCUUUGGUCAACGGAGACAACUUCGAGACGGCCACCUGGCUCAGCGACAGAGAGAUCGUGGAGGCUCCCAGUCCGGGAUGGAGGGCAAGGCACUACCGAGUCAAAGCUGUGCAGCCCACACACAUCCUGCAGGAGGGUGAUGUCAUCAACUUGGGUGACCGACAGCUGACGGUGCUCCACAUGCCCGGCCACUCUCGCGGCAGCAUCUGCCUCCACGACCGUGACAAUAAGUUGCUCUUCAGCGGAGACGUUGUGUACGACGGCGCCAUGAUUGACUGGCUGCCCUACAGCCGCGUCAGUGACUACAUCAGCAGCUGUGAGCGCCUGGUGGGGCUAGUGGACAGCGAACAGGUGGACCAAGUCCUCCCAGGACACUACAACACCUUUGGUGCGAAGCCGCUUCACCGGAUUGCAUCCACAUAUAUCAGCAGAGCUGCAACGUGCCCGGCAAAGUUCUCCACGUUUGCCUGGGGGACUCUGGCUGGUGUGGCGCUGCGGGCAUUCAACCCACGGAGUGCCUGUUAAUGAGAGGGGACCAUGGAGCUGAAGGAAGCACAAGUGGACAAAGAGAGAUGUUUAAAUAUGGAGGGGAGACGCCCCCGUUUAAUCUGUAACAUUGUUUAUUUACAUGUAAUCCAACCAACAUCAGAAAAUUGCCAAAUGUUCGGUAAAAUGCCCCAAUGGGGUUGCAUAAAUCAAUAAUCUGCAUCAUACGAAGCGUACAAUAUGAAGUAUAUAUAAUGGGAUUCUGUUCUGUGCUAUUUAAUAUUUAUUAGGUUGAAUAAUAUAUUGUAUGAUUUUUAUACUUUAAGCAGUUGUAAAAUGAAACUAGCACAACGACGGUACAACUCUGCACUGCGAAGAGCAAGCCGAGUGAGUAUGGCCAUAGUAUUUCUCUAUGCAUUUCACCAUGCUCAGCGAAGACUCCGUGUCGACUACCUCCCACGUUUGUAACAGUGCUUUGUACUAUGGACCAAUCCAAGGCUUUUGGUACCGAAACCUUCAUAAUAAAGCCUCUGUUCUGCCUGCC
This is a messenger RNA of Gasterosteus aculeatus aculeatus (three-spined stickleback), 1477 nucleotides long. It is a transcript of the gene mblac2, whose product is annotated as metallo-beta-lactamase domain containing 2. Lineage: Eukaryota; Metazoa; Chordata; Actinopteri; Perciformes; Gasterosteidae. The record is from RefSeq and is a predicted model, not a curated record.